UUUUCCUAGCCAGGCCUUGAGGCUGGAUGGAUCUCUGGAAGAUUUCCCCAGUCCAUUCUGUGCUGGCUGUUCUCGCCCUGCUGCGCUCUGCAGCACCAGCUCUGACGUGAGGGAUGGUGUUUGGUGUGAGAUGUUGUCUCGCUCUGCGGCGGCUGAGCAGGGCUCUGUAUACAGCAACUCAGAGAAACAAAUAGGAAACAGGAUUUCCCCCAACAGGCGUCUGAUUUUUCAGAAAUGAACCGUUGUGAUGGGAUGUACAGCUGAGCAAACCCCACAAUUUAUACAGAAUGACUUCACACUUGACUAACAUAGCAGGUGGGACCUCAAGCUCACUUCACCUGAGCAACAAGCUGGCUCCCUUUUUCUCAGGAUUUACUAGAAAUAAUGUUCUUGUUACCAUUUUGUGCAGGGUAGCUUCUGGUAACUGCCAGACCAAGAAACCUUGACCCUGUUUGUUUGCUGCAAACACUCAGCAUUGCGUGCUCUCCACCCUCUGGGGCCCAGGAGAGCUGGUGCUUGGCCCCUGCUGCAGCCUCAGGAAGAUGCCCUUUCAGGAACUCAGCUCUUCUGCUGAAGUCUCCAUCCUUCACUGAAAGCGUUUCAGCGUAUUUUAAAAGCUCUUUCUGUCUGGAAAUUCUCCAGACAGCUCCUUACCUACUGCUGUCGUCGUCCUCCUCUCCCCCUCCCUUCCUAAAGCUUCCCAAGCAGAUCCGUGUCAUUAAUAUUUCAGUAUCAGCUGUACACGGGCAUUGGCUACACUGCAGCACACUUCAUCAAUAAGAGGCAGCGAGGGCUGUGAGCUUUGCCACUCUGCCUUCAUCCAGCACAGGAGGACGAGCAGAGACAGAGCCUGCCAGACAAGCAGAGGAUCUGCCGAGGGUAAGGCUGCACCUCGCAGCCCCAGCCUAGAGGUGCUUUUUGCUGCUUUUGCUCCCUCGUUCAGAUCACCCCAGACAAUACUCGAACAAGCAACAAGAAUGGAUGUCUUCAAGAAGGGUUUCUCCAUUGCUAAAGAAGGUGUGGUGGCUGCUGCAGAAAAGACCAAGCAGGGAGUGACAGAGGCUGCAGAGAAGACCAAAGAAGGGGUAAUGUAUGUAGGCACCAAGACCAAGGAGGGAGUAGUGCAAAGUGUGACCUCAGUUGCUGAGAAGACCAAGGAGCAGGCCAACGUGGUGGGAGAAGCUGUAGUAGCCAGCGUGAACACAGUGGCAAACAAGACUGUAGAAGGAGCAGAGACCAUCGCGGCCACUACAGGAGUUGUAAAAAAGGAGGACCUGGCAGCGCCGCAGCCGCCCGAGCAGCCGCGGGUGGAGGGCGAGGGGGCCCCGGCAGGCGCCGGCGGAGAGGGUGAAAUUGAAGGUGCUCCAUCAAGUUAGGGAGUUCCUGCUCAAAAGAGACCAUUCCAAGAGCAUACAUGGAAGUUUUAGCUGACACCAUAACAGGAAAAUUCCACUGUCCAUAGACUACAUUCAGCUCUGUAGCCUUGCACUUGCCUCCUAAGCCAGUCGUACAAUAUAUGUAAGCCAGACUCCUUUAACUGUAAGUAACGUGCAGGUGUGUACUGGGCUGUGUGUCCUUCCCAGCCUCCCUCCUGGCCUCCCAGUUGCUUUGUAUAUUUUGGUUGGACUCACAAAUCUGUGUCUUGCAUCCAUAUGCACUGGCACUUGGGAUCUCUAGGCAUUGUGGAUUUUUUUUUUAACUAAUAAAAAGUGUUUGAACAA
Prinia subflava (tawny-flanked prinia) is the source of this 1721-nucleotide messenger RNA. It is a transcript of the gene SNCG, whose product is annotated as synuclein gamma. Gene Ontology annotation, cellular component: axon terminus; cytoplasm; neuronal cell body. The transcript is spliced from 5 exons. Gene Ontology annotation, biological process: chemical synaptic transmission; synaptic vesicle endocytosis; synapse organization. NCBI's taxonomy places the organism in Eukaryota, Metazoa, Chordata, Aves, Passeriformes, Cisticolidae. The coding region runs from base 978 to 1376 and encodes 132 amino acids. The record is from RefSeq and is a predicted model, not a curated record. Gene Ontology annotation, molecular function: cuprous ion binding.